This is a messenger RNA of Rhododendron vialii, 1448 nucleotides long. Its product is annotated as syntaxin-132-like. Gene Ontology annotation, molecular function: SNARE binding; SNAP receptor activity. Gene Ontology annotation, cellular component: endomembrane system; plasma membrane; SNARE complex. Lineage: Eukaryota; Viridiplantae; Streptophyta; Magnoliopsida; Ericales; Ericaceae. The transcript is spliced from 13 exons. The coding region runs from base 286 to 1209 and encodes 307 amino acids. Gene Ontology annotation, biological process: intracellular protein transport; exocytosis; vesicle fusion. The record is from RefSeq and is a predicted model, not a curated record.
CCGUCUUCGUCCCUUCUCUCUGUCUCUGUCUGUCUGUCUGUCUGUCUCUCUCUCUCUCUCUCUCCGUUUGAAAACAAAUACGGAAUUACUCUUUCUCUCUCUUCGUCUCUCGGUUUCUCUCACCCCGAGACACCGUAGACCUGGUUUUCUCCAAAAACAACCCGAAAACCAGGUCGAAGAAGGAUCUCAUUGCUGCAGAUAUACACGUAUAUACGUACACACACAACAUCUACACGCAAAUAUUUUCAGCUUUUGAUUCUACCUCUCUCUCCAGCUUCUGCAACCAUGAACGACCUCUUAUCGGGUUCUUUUGAGAUCCCUCGAGGGCAGCCUACUGGUGGAGAUCUUGAAAUGGGAACACAACGUCCAAUGAAUUCAGGAGAACUGGGCCUAGAUAACUUCUUUAAGCAGGUUCAAGAGAUUGAGAAACAAUACGAGAAGCUGAAUAAGCUACUCAAAAAGCUCCAGGAUGCCCAUGAGGAAUCAAAGGCUGUAACCAAAGCUGCUGCCAUGAAAGCAAUCAAGCAGAGAAUGGAGAAAGACGUUGAUGAAGUUGGAAAAGUUGCCCGUUCUAUUAAAUCAAAGAUAGAGGAGCUUGACAGAGAAAAUUUAGCCAACAGGCAGAAGCCUGGAUGUGGAAAAGGAUCAGGUGUUGACCGAUCGAGAACAGCGACAACAGUUGCCUUGAAAAAGAAGUUUAAAGACAAAAUGUCUGAAUUUCAGACUUUAAGGGAAAGCAUCCACCAAGAGUAUCGAGAGGUUGUUGAAAGGCGAGUUUAUACAGUAACGGGCACCAGAGCCGAUGAAGAGACAAUUGAUCACUUAAUAGAGACAGGGGAUAGCGAACAGAUUUUCCAGAAAGCAAUCAGGGAACAAGGACGAGGCCAGAUAAUGGACACCCUAGCAGAAAUACAAGAACGCCACGAUGCAGUUAGAGAGGUUGAGAGGAAGCUUCUUGAGUUGCAGCAGAUAUUUAUGGACAUGGCGGUGCUGGUGGAUGCACAGGGGGACUUGCUCGACAACAUAGAAUCACAGGUAUCAAGUGCAGUUGACCAUGUCCAAUCUGGGAAUACUGCUCUGCAGAAUGCGAAAAAAUUACAAAGGAACUCAAGGAAAUGGAUGUGCAUUGCUAUUCUCAUCCUUCUUAUCAUCAUUGCCAUCGUUGUCGUGGGCGUGAUCAAGCCAUGGCAGAGCAACAAGGGUGCCUAAACUGCUGUACAACCUUACUGUAUGAUAAUACCGGAAAGAACCAACUUGGUCUGAAACAUAUUUUUUUUUUAGGUCUAUGCUUUGUAAAACUGGCUUCUGUUUCCAUUCCUUAUCACUUUGCUUGUGUUUGGUUUUUUUUCUUGUCAACAUACAUCCCAGGGUUCCUACAACAGAGUAUCCCCUAUUCUUAUGGGCUAUUUCAAACAAGUAAUUAUAUUUAUUUAUUCUUCUUCUUUGUA